UUUUGUCCGUCUUUCCUUCCAGGCUGUGUUGCAAUUGUUCUUGCUGCUAUUCUCUAUGUGGUUGGAUGGCAUUGGCUCGAGCUGGAAUAUACUACAGCUUUUCUCCUCUCAUGGUUUUUUUUGGGUUUUUUUUUUCUCUGUCCUCUUUGGCCAGGGGAGGGUAAUUUGGAUGAUCGCUAGGGCUGGGAGGCGAACGAGGCGGAUCAUGAGCAUUCGUCCGUGAGGAGGCCAUCGGAUCUUUGUGCCGCUGGGGAGGAUUGGAUCGAUCGAAUUAGGGAUGGCUGCAGCCCCGCUGGAGCAAAAAUACGUGGAGCUGACAGAGGACAUGUUCAAGGAGGGAUUUCUCGAUGAUCAGUUUGUCCAGCUCCAACAGUUACAGGACCCAAGCAAUCCAGGAUUCGUGGCGGAAGUUGUAACGCUCUUUUUCGAGGACUCCGAGAAAAUAAUCGACAGCAUCACUGAAACACUUGAGACUGAUCCUCUUGACUUCAAAGUUCUUGAUGCUCAUGUUCAUCAGUUCAAAGGCAGUAGCUCCAGCAUUGGAGCGCAACGCGUGAAGAAUGUUUGCAUUAGCUUUCGGCAGUGUUGUGAUGCUUCAAACAAAGAAGGGUGUGUGAAUUGCCUUCAACAAGUUAAACGGGAGUAUCAAUUGGUGAAAGCAAGGUUGGAAACACUUCUUCAGGUUCAAAAACGAGAUUUUUCUUUACCAUUAAGAUUUUGUAAUGAAACAUUUUGUGUAGCUGGAAGAACAAAUUGUUGCUGCUGGAGGAAUAGUCCCACAGUUUGAGUAAACAAUGAAAACCCGAUAAUUGCUGCUAAUUUGUAUUGAUUGAGUGGGGAGUUUGUGCCACUGCUUGGUUUUUUUCCUCCCACUAUUUGCAAAAUAAAACAAAAAAUUCAACCAUGCU
Molecule: messenger RNA, 908 nt
Organism: Selaginella moellendorffii
Lineage: Eukaryota; Viridiplantae; Streptophyta; Lycopodiopsida; Selaginellales; Selaginellaceae
Product: histidine-containing phosphotransfer protein 1
Exons: 6
Coding region: 278-787 (169 amino acids)
Biological process (GO): phosphorylation; cytokinin-activated signaling pathway; phosphorelay signal transduction system
Cellular component (GO): nucleus; cytoplasm
Molecular function (GO): histidine phosphotransfer kinase activity; protein histidine kinase binding
Source: RefSeq, a predicted model, not a curated record